AUGAGGAGCCGUCUCCAGCCAAAUCGCCCGAGGUCACACUCGUUCAGUCACGACCCUCACGACCCCCUGCUCGUCUUCACCCAACCGCCGGAGGACGAAACCCCGGAGGAAAGAGAGCUCAGGCUUCGGGCAGAACACGCGGCAAAGAUGCGCAGCGAGGCAAUCGACGAAGAGCUCCGAGCAGAGAGGGUUCAACGGAAGAAGAGGCGGGAGGUCAAGGUCCUCCUCUUGGGCCAGAGCGAGAGCGGCAAGAGCACGACACUAAAACAGUUCCAGCUCUUGCACACGCCAGAGACCUUCCACGCUGAGCGGAUUGCAUGGCGUUCCGUAAUUUAUCUUAAUUUAGUACGGUCCAUUCACCAGAACGGUCUCCAGAACGGGCUCUCCGAUGAGGUCGACGUCGAUUCUAUAGACGCCGCGUCCGUGAUCAUCUCCGCGGAGCCUCGCUCGCCGUCGUCUCUUUCGUUCAGCCCCAUCCCCAACUUCGAAAGGUACCGACGGCGACUGAGCCCGUUACUGGAACUCGAAACGAAGCUUAUCCACCAGUUAUCCUCGCCGGAUGACGAUGACGAUGGGGAGGCUACGCGACUUGACCCGCCUCCCGUCGCCUCCUCAUCACAGCAGCAAGUGGUAUUUCCACCUUGGAACAACGCCGAUGCAAAUCACUCGAGCCCGCACCUCAGCGCCGCGAUGAGCGGUCUCACCAUCAACACCGCGGUGGCCGCCAACGGGCGCCCCUCUCCACCGCUGAGCCCCUCGCCUUCCACUCCCCGCUCCGAGUUGACGCUACACAGCACAAGCACCUGGCGAAAGGCGCUGUCUUUGGGCGGGCGCAUGCUUCGAGGGCCGCAGAAUCCCCAGAACGAUUACUCGAACGAGGUUCGUGGGUGGUGGGAAGAUCCGGACGAUCCCGUGCAUAUUCUCAACGCAUGUUCGGUGACUAUGGUCGAGCUUUGGCAGGAUCCCAACGUGAGGAGGCGGCUGCAAGAGCGAAGACUUCGGCUCGAAGAAAGUAGCGGAUUCUACCUCGAUGACAUUCACCGGAUUACGGCGAAACGAUACAUACCGUCCGACGACGACGUUCUUAAAGCGCGUUUGAAGACGGUUGGCGUCACUGAACACUGUUUCACGCUCAAGCCUUCCGAUGUCGGGCACGGGUUCAACUCUACCCUUGACUGGAAGAUCUACGACGUCGGGGGUGCACGACACCAACGACAGGCGUGGGCGCCGUACUUCACGGAUGUGAACGCAAUCAUCUUCUUGGCGCCGAUUUCGGCCUUCGAUCAAGUGCUGAGCGAGGACCCUACAGUCAACCGCCUCGAAGACUCGUUCCUCCUGUGGAAAGCUGUCGUAGCAAACAAGUUGAUGCAGAACGUCAACAUCAUAUUAUUCCUGAACAAGUGCGACCUUCUGCAGAAGAAACUCGCCUCCGGAGUAAAGCUGUCAAGGUACAUGUCGGGAUAUGGGAAUAGGCCAAACGACUACGAAUCCGUUGCAAGGCAUUUUAAGCAGAAAUUCUACGCAAUACAUCAAUCCUUUUCGCCGAACAAGGAACGGGAUCUUUUCAUCUCUUUAACAUCCGUCAUCGACACCCGGAGAACACGGCUAAUCAUUCAUCAAGUGCGGGACAACAUCCUGAAGGCCAACCUAAAGCAUUCGCAUUUCGUAUAG
Punctularia strigosozonata HHB-11173 SS5 is the source of this 1671-nucleotide messenger RNA. RefSeq names its product G-alpha-domain-containing protein. Gene Ontology annotation, cellular component: heterotrimeric G-protein complex. The record is from RefSeq and is a predicted model, not a curated record. Gene Ontology annotation, molecular function: G-protein beta/gamma-subunit complex binding; guanyl nucleotide binding; GTPase activity. Gene Ontology annotation, biological process: adenylate cyclase-modulating G protein-coupled receptor signaling pathway. Lineage: Eukaryota; Fungi; Basidiomycota; Agaricomycetes; Corticiales; Punctulariaceae. The transcript has 11 exons. The coding region runs from base 1 to 1671 and encodes 556 amino acids.